AUGCUGGCCGCCACAUUCAUCAUCCUCACGGCCGUCUGGAGCUGGACGAGUCCUACUGUUGCUCUCUUCGGACCAGCACACGGUCAACCAGGCGACGUGACCGAGAUCUCCCUCGCGGAUUUGGCGCUGUCCAAGGUCCUCCAGGACGCUUCUCCCAUCUUCGGCAACUCUCCCAGCAAUGACACUUGGACCGCAAGGUGGAUGGCGGCAUACAGCGACGACACGCUCCUCGUCCAUAUGAACUUGCCCGGUACACAUGAUGCUGCGACUUGGAACUAUUCAAAGGCCACCCAACAGUCAUUGAAGCCCGUCACCGACCUGAGGAACCUCUCGGAGUCAGAUCCAUCAUUCUACCGAUGUCAAGCGAGCUCAAUGUUUGACAUGCUCGCUGCUGGCAUUCGUGUCUUCGACCUGAGAUAUGCGUACGACGUCACAAGAACCACAUUGGUCUUCUGGCAUGGCAAUGCUCUGCAGUCUGAAACCGCGACCGUGGACGAUGUCAUGUUCGCAUUCUACCACUGGUUAGACAGCCACCGGACCGAGGCCCUAUUCCUCUCCUUCCAACACGAGGGCAGUAAUGAUGAUAGAGCCACCGAGCUCAUGCUCUACAACACCUUGACAUCUCCUGCGGCGCAGAGCCACGUUGUACAAGAGCACGGCGCGUUAGGAACGCUCGGAGAAGCGAGGGGAAAGAUAACCCUCCUUCGCCGCUUCGAUCUCCAUCUCCUCCCUACUUCAUAUGAGAAAUCCAUGCCAGGCCUCCAUUUCUCCCCACAGAACUGGACAGACAAUGGACCCAACAUCACCCUGGUCUAUAAUACUACCUCCCACGCCACCGCGUACAUCGAAGAUUACUAUCAGCCUCUCACGCCUCACGGCUCCAAAGCAGAAGAGAACAUUAGGUGGAAACUCAACGCGACAGAGUCGCACCUUCGCAUGGCCGCGAACAGUCACCCCGACAGCCUGUUCUGGACGUUUGCUUCGAGCACCAACACCGGAAAUCAUCCACCUGAUACUCCCAUAAUACAAGCUCUGGGAGAUGGCGAUUCAAACGGAGUGAAUCAGCAACUGGUUCCUUUUCUGAAGCUCAUGCAAGGCAAGAGAUUGGGAAUUCUCAUGUUUGAUUUCUUCGAAGAGCCAGCAGACCUCUUGUCACUAUAUCUGAGCCUCUUACCACCAGACCAGGCGAGGAAUUAUGGCUCAUGA
Messenger RNA from Lecanosticta acicola, 1206 nucleotides. NCBI's taxonomy places the organism in Eukaryota, Fungi, Ascomycota, Dothideomycetes, Mycosphaerellales, Mycosphaerellaceae. The record is from the annotation of a GenBank genome assembly.